AUGGGCUUGGUGAUUCUUCCUAAGAACAAGGACAACAUCAACAUGGCACUGGGACUUUUUGAAAGACAGAGACUCACUAUCUUCCAAAAGGCUUUCUCAAGCCUAAAGUUCUACAAUAAAGUGGGCUUUGUGUUAAUCCUGUUCAUUAACUACCUAGAAACUCCCAUUGUCAAAGCCAACAACCGGGACCUCUCUUAUAUCCUCCUAGUCUCCCUCCUGCAUUGCUUCUUGUCUCCUCUUCUCUUCAUUGGUCAACCAAGGAAAAUCACCUGCCUUCUCCGACAAACAGUGUUCAGCAUCAUCUUCUCAGUUGCCAUUUCUUCUCUCUUGGCCAAAACCAUCACAGUGGUGCUGGCUUUCUUGGCCACAAAACCAGGAAACAGAGUGAAGAGAUGGUUGGGGAAGAGCUUAGCCAAUUAUAUUAUCCUUUCUUGUUCUGCUGUCCAAAUUGUCAUCUGCUCCAUCUGGCUUUUAAUUUCUCCCCCAUUCCCUGACUCUGACUUCCACUCACAGCCUGGAUUGAUCAUCCUGCAAUGCAAUGAAAGCUCUGUUAUCAUGUUCUACAUCACACUCAGCUACAUGGGCCUCUUGGCUGCCAUCUGCUUCUUGGUGGUUUUCUUUGCCAGGAAUCUCCCUGGGACCUUCAAUGAAGCCAAGCUGAUCACCUUCAGCAUGCUGCAUGGAGGUCAUCGUCCUCAUGAAUUUCUGACCUUGGUCAUUGUCUGGAGCCAUCAGACCAACCAAGGUCCACCUGAAAUGGAGGAGCAGCUGGAUCAUCCCCAG
Molecule: messenger RNA, 783 nt
Organism: Notechis scutatus (mainland tiger snake)
Lineage: Eukaryota; Metazoa; Chordata; Lepidosauria; Squamata; Elapidae
Source: RefSeq, a predicted model, not a curated record